Messenger RNA from Propithecus coquereli (Coquerel's sifaka), 2619 nucleotides. RefSeq names its product solute carrier family 4 (anion exchanger), member 1 (Diego blood group) (gene SLC4A1). Gene Ontology annotation, cellular component: plasma membrane; basolateral plasma membrane. Gene Ontology annotation, molecular function: solute:inorganic anion antiporter activity; bicarbonate transmembrane transporter activity; monoatomic anion transmembrane transporter activity. Gene Ontology annotation, biological process: regulation of intracellular pH; bicarbonate transport; monoatomic anion transport. The record is from RefSeq and is a predicted model, not a curated record. The coding region runs from base 76 to 2619 and encodes 847 amino acids. The transcript has 17 exons. NCBI's taxonomy places the organism in Eukaryota, Metazoa, Chordata, Mammalia, Primates, Indriidae.
CGGACGGCCCCAGACUACGCCACCACAUCGCAGCCGGGCACGCACGAGGUCUACGUGGAGCUGCAGGAGCUGGUGAUGGACAGGAAGAACCAGGAGCUGCGAUGGAUGGAGGUGGCACACUGGAUGCGACUGGAGGAGAACCUGGGUGAGGACGGGGCCUGGGGCCGCCCGCACCUGUCUUACCUCACCUUCUGGAGCCUCCUGGAGCUGCAGAGAGUCUUUGCCAAGGGUACUGUCCUCCUGGACCUGCCGGAGACCUCUCUGGCCGGAGUGGCCAACCACCUGCUGGACAGGUUUAUCUUCGAGGACCAGAUCCGGCCUCAGGACCGAGAGGGGCUGCUCCGGACCCUGCUGCUCAAACACAGCCACGCCAGAGACCUAGAGGACCUCGGGGGUGUGAAGCCUGUGGUCCUGGAACGCUCUGGGGACGCAUCGCAGCCACUGCUCCUGCAACAACCCUCGCUGGAGACGCAGCUCUUCUGCCAGCAGGGAGAGGGGGGCCCUGGAGGGCACUCGCCAUCUGAAAUUCUGAAAGAGAUUCCCCAGGAUGCAGAGGCCACCCUGGUGCUCGUGGGCCGCGCCGCCUUCCUGGAGCGGCCAGUACUGGGCUUCGUGCGGCUGCAGGAGGCCACGCCGCUGGAAGAGGCCGUACAGCCGCCGGUGCCUGUUCGCUUCCUCUUUGUGUUGCUGGGACCCGAGGCGCCCCACAUUGACUACACCCAGCUCGGCCGGGCUGCUGCCACCCUCAUGUCAGAGAGGGUGUUCCGCACACAUGCCUACCUGGCCCAGAGCCGGGGGGAGCUGGUGGACUCCCUGGAGGGCUUUCUGGACAGCAGCCUGGUGCUGCCCCCCACGGACAUGCCCCCCAAGCAGGCCCUGCUGAAUCUGGUGCCCGUGCAGCAGGCGCUGCUCCGGAAGCGCUACCUACCCAGCCCUGCCAAGCCAGAUCCCGGCUUCUAUAAGGGCCUAGGGGGCCCUGAAGGCCCAGAUGACCCCCUGCAGCGGACAGGCCGGCUCUUCGGGGGCCUGGUGCGUGACAUCCGGCGCCGCUACCCCCAUUACCUGAGUGACAUCACAGACGCACUGAGCCCCCAGGUCCUGGCUGCUGUCAUCUUCAUCUACUUUGCUGCCCUGUCACCCGCCAUCACCUUCGGUGGCCUCUUGGGAGAGAAGACCAGGAACCAGAUGGGGGUGUCGGAACUGCUCAUCUCGACUGCGGUGCAGGGCAUUCUCUUCGCCAUGCUGGGGGCUCAGCCCCUGCUCGUGGUUGGCUUCUCGGGCCCCCUGCUGGUGUUCGAAGAAGCUUUCUUCUCGUUCUGCGAGAGCAACGGCCUGGAGUACAUCGUGGGCCGUGCCUGGAUUGGCUUCUGGCUCAUCCUGCUGGUGGUGCUGGUGGUGGCCUUCGAGGGCAGCUUCCUGGUCCGCUUCAUCUCCCGCUAUACCCAGGAGAUCUUUUCCAUCCUCAUCUCCCUCAUCUUCAUCUAUGAGACCUUCUCCAAGCUGAUCAAGAUUUUCCAGGACCACCCACUGCAGAGGAAAUAUAACUCCAAUGUGCCGAUGAUGCCCAAACCUCAGGGCCCCCUGCCCAACACAGCCCUCCUCUCCCUUGUGCUCAUGGCCAGCACCUUCUUCUUUGCCAUGAUGCUGCGCAAGUUCAAGAACAGCUCCUACUUCCCUGGCAAGCUGCGUCGAGUCAUUGGGGACUUCGGGGUCCCUAUCUCCAUCCUGAUCAUGGUUCUGGUGGAUUUCUUCAUUGAGCAUACCUACACCCAGAAACUCUCAGUGCCCGACGGCCUCCAGGUGUCCAACUCCUCCGCCCGGGGCUGGGUCAUCCACCCCCUGGGCUUGUUUUCUCCCUUCCCCAUCUGGAUGAUGUUCGCCUCCGCCCUGCCUGCCCUGCUGGUCUUCAUCCUCAUAUUCCUGGAGUCCCAGAUCACCACGCUGAUAAUCAGCAAACCUGAGCGCAAGCUGGUCAAGGGCUCUGGCUUCCACAUGGACCUGCUGCUGGUUGUGGGCAUGGGCGGGGUGGCCGCCCUCUUUGGGAUGCCCUGGCUCAGCGCCACCACGGUGCGUACUGUCACCCACGCCAACGCCCUUACCGUCAUGGGCAAGGGCAGCACCCCAGGGGCUGCAGCCCAGAUCCAGGAGGUCAAGGAGCAACGGAUCAGCGGGCUCCUGGUCUCUGUGCUUGUGGGCCUGUCCAUCCUCAUGGAGCCCAUCCUGUCGCGCAUACCCCUGGCUGUGCUGUUUGGCAUCUUCCUCUACAUGGGUGUCACAUCCCUCAGCGGCAUCCAGCUCUUUGACCGCAUCUUGCUUCUGCUCAAGCCAUCCAAGUACCACCCAGAUGUGCCCUACGUCAAGCGGGUGGAGACCUGGCGCAUGCACCUGUUCACGGGCAUCCAGAUCAUCUGCCUGGCGGUGCUGUGGGCCGUGAAGUCCACACCCGCUUCGCUUGCCCUGCCCUUCGCCAUCAUCCUCACUGUGCCCCUGCGACGCUUCCUGCUGCCACUUAUCUUCAAGAAUCUGGAGCUGCAGUGUCUGGACGCAGAUGAUGUCAAGGUGACCUUUGACGAGGAGGAAGGUCUGGAUGAAUAUGACCAAGUGCCUAUGCCCGUGUGA